UCACUCUUCUUCUAAACUCCCAAAGCGUGCUUUCUCUUUUACACAACCAAUCAAUUACACCUUCACGUUUUCUUCUUCCAUUUCCACACAAAACACAACCGCCUUUUUCUAAAAACCUAAUAAUACUUUCUUUUUUACCCUGUUUCUUACUUCAUCUUUUCAUUUCUUAGUUCAGUUUUAUUAAACCAUGUAUAAGUUUGAGAAUACUCAUAUAGAAAAACGUUUUCACAACAACUUUGAAAAUCAUUCCUUCUCUUCCACACUGCUCGACCAAAUUUACCGUUCCAUCGACGAAGGAGACAGAAAAGUUUCUGAUAUGAAGUUCUAUACAGAAACAACAUUUCAAAAACAGAGCAAAACCAAUGCUAAAUUCAACAGAGUUUUUGAAGAACAGCAACCAUAUCUUCGCGGUGUUUGUAAAGAAAAAGAAAAAAUCACAACACAAAUAGACAGAAAGUUGCAUCUUGAUCAUGAGAUUCAUGACCAAGAUGUUAUGUUUUUCAGCUCAACUUCAAGUUCUUCAGAUUCAAGUGGUUUAUUAUCAUCCUCCUCCGAAACAGAAUCAAUGUACAAAGCCAAAUCACGAGGUGGUUCGUGUUUCGCUCCUUCAAGGCCUAAGCCGGUGAAAACAACCGUUCCUCCAGAGAGAAGAAUCAUUGCAAACGAUGAAGAUACCUUAAUCAAAUCAAAAUCAAGAGCGUUGAAGAUUUACAACAAUCUCAAAAAAGUGAAGCAACCCAUUUCACCAGGUGGAAAACUCACAAGUUUUCUCAACUCUCUCUUCAUAAACACAAAGAAAACAAAAACUGUUUCGUCUUAUGAAGACUCAAAUGCAGAGAGGAAAGGUAAACCAGGACAAGCUUCAACAACUUGUUCUUCGGCUUCUUCGUAUUCACGUUCUUGUUUGAGUAAAAAUUCAUCUAAAUCAAGAGAUAAAUUACACAAUGGUGAUAAAAGAACGGUCCGUUUUUACCCGGUGAGUGUGAUUGUUGAUGAAGAUAAUCGAGCUUGUGGUCAUAAAUAUUUGAAUAAAGGAGUUACAAAGAAGAAUGAAGAAGUUGUGGACAAGAGUAAGAAAGAGGAGGAAGUUGCUAGAGAAUUUUUAAGAGAGUACCAUCUUAACCAUAAGAUUUUGAGGGAUUUUUCUAUGAAGAAAAAUGAAGAAGUUGAUGAUGAUGUAUCAAGUUGUUCAAGUUCAGAUCUUUUUGAGCUUGAUCACUUGGAUGUGAUGGGAAAUGAUAGGUAUUGUGAAGAUUUACCUGUGUUUGAGACUACUCAUGUUAGUACUAAUCGUGCUAUUCGCAUAAUGUAAUUUUAAUUUUAAUUAGUAGAACCAUAUGAUAAUUAACUAUACAGGUUAUAUAAUCAUUUUAUUAAUUUCUUCACUGUUGUUGUUCUUAUUAUUUUGUAAGUAUGAAUUCUAAUUCUAAUUAAACUUGAGGUGAUUUUGGUA
Medicago truncatula (barrel medic) is the source of this 1453-nucleotide messenger RNA. Its product is annotated as protein BIG GRAIN 1-like B. The transcript has a single exon. The coding region runs from base 188 to 1312 and encodes 374 amino acids. Lineage: Eukaryota; Viridiplantae; Streptophyta; Magnoliopsida; Fabales; Fabaceae. The record is from RefSeq and is a predicted model, not a curated record. Gene Ontology annotation, biological process: auxin-activated signaling pathway.